This is a messenger RNA of Lolium perenne, 1013 nucleotides long. Lineage: Eukaryota; Viridiplantae; Streptophyta; Magnoliopsida; Poales; Poaceae. The record is from RefSeq and is a predicted model, not a curated record.
CACCUGAAGAAAUCAAUUCCCCUCGUCUCAUCCCGUUCCCCAUUUCCCCGCCGCCCAUUCCCCAUUUCCCCGCCGCCGGCGCCAGGCCAUCUCCGGUCGCCCACCACCUUCGCCGCGCGACCACAGUCGACCGGUGAGCUACCGCAUCCUUCCCAUGGCCUGGAAGCUUGGCUACGCAGCCCCUCCACAAACCCUAGCCGAGGCUCAUCAAGGCCCCUGUUUUUCGAUCCAAUUUCGAUUCUUUUCGACGGCGGCUGCACAAAUCCUCGCCGGCGCCGUCGUCCAGCUCACCGGAGGAGGAGGGUCUGCCGGUCGCCGCGCUCGUGGCCGGCAGCUGCCCAGCGCAGCACCCGAGCCCAGCGCAGCGCCCGCGUCCGCCUCAGUCUGGCUUCCUGCGUGCUCCCGGUCGCUGCGGUCCCUCCCCGAUGUUGGUUCUCCGUUCUCGCGCCUGCAGGAGCCCGCGUGAGCGUCCGCUCCUUCCUCUCCGCGCGAGUGCGCCUCCUCCACAACAGCCUGGGAGCUGCUGCUCCCUGUCCAAUCCGUCGCCAAGGCCCGAGCCUGCCACGGAGGAGCCAGGGGAGUUCGCCUCGUCUGCCUCACGGGAUUCAUUCACCGGGCUUCCCUCAACAGGCAAGGCAAAUGGGUCCCUGGAAGCAGCUACACGGACUGCACUUGCUAGCUCCCAGACAAGGUCCGAGGAGGAGCAGUUAGUGGAGAAGCACACAAACAUCGCCGCAACUGGUACGACAACUAAUCUGAUUGUUACCUUACUAUGGAAACUAUAUUGGAAACUUGCUUUAAGGGAAACUAUAUUGGAAACUUGCUUUAACUGUGGGGAGGAAGGCAUGUUUGGUCCUUCUUCUUACAUGACCAUCCUGCUGUUUGUGCACUCCUUGCAGAACAUCUCACUUUCAGUCAAUGACCUGAUGUCUGUGGUUUUCUGUGUGGUCAAGGCUGUAAUGGAGGAUACCCUAUCAGUGCAUGGCGCUACUUCCGUCGGAGUGGUGUUGUGA